Apis laboriosa (Himalayan honeybee) is the source of this 3932-nucleotide messenger RNA. RefSeq names its product ubiquitin carboxyl-terminal hydrolase 8-like. The coding region runs from base 271 to 3276 and encodes 1001 amino acids. The record is from RefSeq and is a predicted model, not a curated record. Gene Ontology annotation, biological process: protein deubiquitination. Lineage: Eukaryota; Metazoa; Arthropoda; Insecta; Hymenoptera; Apidae. The transcript is spliced from 12 exons. Gene Ontology annotation, molecular function: cysteine-type deubiquitinase activity.
UAGAAAAGCGGUAGUACUUUAUUUAAUCGAACAAUUUUGUUGAAGAACAAAGUGUUUACAGAAUUUUGACAUUUCUACUUACAAAUAGAAAUGUCAUUCUGUGAGAUUUUUCUUAUAUUAUCAUAAAAAAUACUAAUAUUAAAAUUUACCUAUUUAUAAGAAUUGGUAACCAUAAUUGUGAAAAGGAUGAUAUAUAAAAUAUAAAAUAUAUUAUAUAGAAUAUCUAUUCUUUUAAGUAAAUCAAGAUUUAUAACAGUGAAAAUAAUUAAAAUGACUGAAAAAACACCUUUACGUUAUACCAGUAUAAAAGAUCUAUUGCAAAUAGCCAGAAUUAAUUACAAAGGGAAAAGACCAUCUGAUAUUUAUAAAAGGCUUCCUGAUAUGUUUAAUUUGGCUGAGAAUGCCAAAAUACGAGGAGAUGAGGAGAAUCAAUACAUCAUGUUAAGGAGAUGGUUGAAUUGUAUUGAUUGGUUGAAAACCACACAAGAAUAUAAAGAUGACAAAACAUUCUCCUUAACAAAUAUGCAUGUGAAUCAGAUCAAUGAAGUAAAAAAAAUACUUGGAGAUUUAAAUCGAAAAUUAGAUGCACGGUACAAAGUGCAAUUAAAAGAAAAGAUGUUAGAAAAAAAUAAUAUUGCAGAUAAAAUGGAUAUAGAUAAUGAAAGUGGAACAGAAACCUAUAUGACUCCUAUUGAUGGUCCAAUAAAAUUACCUGAAACACCAACCAGAGAUCCAUUGGUCAGUGAUAAUGAAGAAAUUAUAAACUGUGAUCAGUUAUUCCAAUUAAUGCAUAAAGUAGAUGGUAGAUAUUUAAUUAUUGAUAUAAGACCUAAAUUGCAAUUUGAAACUUCAAGAAUAUUAUCUGACAAAUCUGUUAACAUUCCUGAUAACAAAAUAAAACCUGGUGCAUUAACAUCGCAUUUUGAAGAAUAUCUUCAUAAAGAUAAAAAAGCAUUAGAUUUAUUUAGGCAUAGAGGAGCACAAUAUGUCGAUGUUAUAAUUCUAAUUGAUUGGGAUACAUCAAGUAAAACAUUGACAUCUGAAAAUUCCUUAAAUAUAUUAAGAAAAAUUUUAGAAGAUUGGGAUCCUGGUAUAAAAUAUAAAAGAAUUGCUAUUCUAGAUGGUGGUUAUGCAGAAUGGAUAACUCGUUAUCCAGCAUUUACAACAAAUCCUAAUAUUGUAGAACCUACUUUAGAUAAUGUCCCAGAUGAAAUAUUAGAUAAUAUAGAGUACCCUGAAUUGAUACAUUUUGAUGAAGAAGAAAAUAUUAUUAAAUCACAUGAAAAUAAAUCAAUUAAAUUAAAACCAAUAAGUAAUAAUGAAAUUACAUCAAAAGUUAGCAUUACAAACGAUAAAAUGUGGUACAAACAUAUGGAAACGGAAAUAAGUAAUAAUAUUUCAACACGCUCUAAGAAUUUUAUUGAUAGCUCUAUUGAAAUAGGAAAAGUUCCUAAAGACAAUAUAAAAUUACGACAGUACGAUAAUUCAUUGAAAUUUCAACACAAAAGAAAUUCAAUGAAUAUCAUGAAAAAAAAUGUUAUAUCUGCAAAACCAAUAGUAGAUAGAAGUAAUAAACCAGUUGCUUUGGACACAUCUACGUCCGAAUCGAAAUCAGUUUUGAAAUUAAUGAAACAAUUAAAUGAAUUAGCAAAAAGUAAACAAGAAUUGGAACAAGAAAUUUUAGAACAAGAACGCACUUUGUACAUGCAACAUGGUAUGAAAUAUAAAAGUUCAAAUGAAGAAGAAUACAUUCAUAGUAAUGUAAAAUCUUUAUGUUUAAAAUUGGAAGAAAAGCAAAAAGAAUAUAAAAAAAUUGAAGAUGAACUUACUAAAUAUUAUACAAAGAUAGAAUCAAUUAAAUUUAAUCCUGCAGAAGAAAACGAAAAAGGAAAUCUCGAAUUUACUCUCGCUUUACUAAAACGUCGAAUGAAAGAUACUUCUGCAGAUCGAAAAAAAUUACAAGAAAUAUCUAUGAAAAAUAAUUAUAAAGAAUUGUCGAUAAAAGAAAAUGAAACUAACAUUCAUAAGGAACCUCUAAAAUCAGAUAAUUCUUCAGUGGGAAGCAAUUUAGAGCGUUCAUAUUCUAGUCCAAAUUUGUUACAGUUGACAGAUCGUAAAGCACCACAAAUAGAUAGAAGUUCAAAGCCACAAGUCUCGUCGUACAAUCAAAAUGGAACUUACGGUGAUAAUAAAGUAUCUCAUUUAAGUUGGGCAAAUCGUGAAGAAAGAAUGACACCUGUUCAUGGAAGUGUACAUCCAGGUAUUACAGGAUUGAAAAAUUUAGGCAAUUCAUGUUAUAUGAAUAGUAUUAUACAGUGCUUAAGUAAUACCACGCAUUUAGCUAAAUAUUUCAUGGAUAAUUUAUAUGCUGAUGACUUAAAUAUAAAUAAUGAUAAUAAUAUGCAAGGCCAAGUUGUAGAAGAAGUAGCUCAAGUGAUUAAAGCACUUUGGAGAGGUCAAUACAAGAGCAUAUCACCACACGAUCUUAAGAUCGCUGUGGGACAAUAUAAAUUACAAUUUGAAAGUUAUGAGCAACAGGAUUCUCAUGAAUUUCUCACUUUUCUUCUAGAUUGGAUGCAUAAUGAUUUAAAGAAGAAUUGUAAAGUGCCUCUGGAAAUGACAAUAGCCGAAAAGGCUUGGGAUAAGGCAAUGGGAUCACAAAGAUCCAUAAUAUCUGACUUAUUUUUCGGGCAAUUAAGAUCCACUAUUACAUGCAGUUUUUGCAAGCAAAGUAGUACGACAUAUGAGACUUUUAAUAGUUUAACAAUGUCAUUACUUCACUCCAAUCGAUGUACAUUAAAUGAUUGCAUCUUAAAAUUUGUAAGCGGACAAAAAGUGGUAGGAUGGAAAUGCCCGAAAUGUCAAACAGCUCGAGAAGCUACAAAAAAAUUCGACUUUGUUAAAUUAGCGCCUAUCAUAGUCAUACAUUUAAACCGUUUCGCUGAAAGUGGUGGAUGGCUCGAGAAACGAAAUACCGCUGUUGAUUUUCCUCUAACGGAUUUCAAUCUAAAACCAUAUUUAGUGACAGAUAAUAAUAGUACUACAAUUUCAAAUAUUCGCAGUUAUAGUUAUAGUUAUAGUUUAUAUGCAAUGUCUAAUCAUUAUGGAACUAUGGAAGGUGGUCAUUACACGGCCUUCUGUAAAAAUGCCGCUCAGAAUAAAUGGUAUAAAUAUGACGAUCAAACAGUUACAGAAGUUUCGGUAAAUCAAGUAAGGUCUCAAAAUACCAGUGCCUAUCUAUUAUUUUAUACAUCUUUUUCGAGCAAUAUUAUUUAGUAUUAACACAAAGGAUUAAAUGGCUAAUUUAUUACUUAAACAAUCGUGAAUGUUUUAUGACGAUGUAGAUAAUUGAAUAUUUUUUGUAUGUACAUGUAUGAAUAUUAAUUAUGUGAAUGUACACAUAACAUUAUGUCAGCUUUAAGGAUUUAAUUAGCUAGGAUAUACAUAUAUGUGUGUGUGUGUAUACACACACACACACACACACACACACAUACAUACAUGCUAAUGUAAAUAACAUUAAACGGAAAAGUUAAAUAUUGAAAUUAUAUCGUGUGAUAAAAGAGUUAAUUUAAAUGAAAAAAGAGAUACAUUAUAAAAGAACAUAUUUGACUUUGAUUGCACUUUAUUUUGUUUAUAUAUUUCAGUAACUUUGUUGCACUCCAUCUUUAUAUGUUGUAAUAUAAAUAUUUUACGUUCCUUUUGCAUUUUUGAAUAUGAAUGUAAUACGUUUCCCGUUUAAUAUAAUUUCAUUGUCAUGUUAACUUAUAUUAUUAAUUUCGUUAAUGUAUUAUAUAAAAUUAUUUAUAAUCAUUUCAUUAAUUCUCAUCAUAUUUUUUUGAAAAUGACUAAACUAUUCAAAGUAUGAAUUUUAUUUCAAAAAUAUGAUUACCUUAGUAUCUUAUGAUACAUGGAUAUCAAUUUUUUUUAGUAUU